Molecule: messenger RNA, 249 nt
Organism: Prunus armeniaca (apricot)
Lineage: Eukaryota; Viridiplantae; Streptophyta; Magnoliopsida; Rosales; Rosaceae
Source: the annotation of a GenBank genome assembly
AUGACGUCAGAGGCGGAUCUACAGAGGCACAAGGAGGUGCAUAUGCACCUCCUCUUGCCGGAAAGAGCUCUGGAGGUUGUGCAAUUUGCCCCUCAGCUCUGCCAUGGAAGUGCCCACAAUCUACUUGAAGAAAUGCCUCUGCGAAAUUGUCUUUUGUUUGCUAUGGUGUUGCAGCGUUGGGCUGUUGCGCGCAGCACCACCGCAUGGCCAAAACGGCUCGUUUUGGACAAGGGCAAUGAACAAAAAUAG